CUUGUUCGUUUUUUCUUUUUUUCUUUUUUAUUGACCGAGAAAUUGACCCACCAGCAGUUUUUUCGUGUCGGUGAAGAAGCUGAAAAUUUAGAAAUGACUUCCUCAAGCUUCAGGGACUGUCAGGCGUGGAGGGCGGAGGGGCUUACAUUGUCCACCAGCAGUAAUGAGGCUUGUAAAAUGUAUGACGCCAUACUCACGCAGUAUGUGAAAUGGAGGAACGAUGACAGCUUGGGAGGAAUUGAAGGAUGCAUUUCUGCUGUCCAGGCAGCUGACCCACAUUUUGUUAUGGGGCAUGUGAUAAGUACAGGCCUGGAGCUUGUGGCGACAACAAGCUCCACCAGGCUGGAUGAGCGUCUGUCGAGUGCUGUGAGGAGGACGGUGGAACUCGCCAACAGCCAGGACAUCACUUCCAGAGAGAGACUCCACGUCAAAGCCAUGGAGCUCUUCUCACACAGAAAUUUUCCGAAAGCCUGCGAGGCAUGGGAAGAUAUUCUGCUAGACCACCCGACUGAUAUGUUGGCCCUCAAGUUUGCACAUGAUGCUUAUUUCUACAUGGGAGCCCAAAUGCAAAUGAGGGACUCGGUGGCCAGGGUGCUUCCCCACUGGAAACCACACAUGCCUUUGUCCAGGUACAACAGACAGCUUAAUGUUUUUACUUAUCAACACGUUCAUCGCUUCUUCUUGCUUCAAACCCGUAACUCUCUUGUGAAGGGGCUCGCUCUAACUCCCGACGAUGCUUGGUCAGUCCACUCUGUAGCCCACGUUUGUGAGAUGAAGGCAGAGUUGGACAAAGGCUUGAAGUUUAUGGAAAGUAGAGAGAAAGACUGGGAGGUGACUGACAUGCUGGCCAGUCAUAACUAUUGGCACUGGGCUCUAUUUUUCAUCGAGAAGAGGCAACACGAAGCUGCUCUGCAAAUAUACGACACUCAGGUUUUCAGGCGUUGCAAGGCCUCGGGAGCCAUGUUGGACAUUGUAGAUGCCUGUUCAUUACUGUACAGAUUGGAAAUGGACGGAGUGUGUGUGAAGGAGCGUUGGCAGGAGCUGCUCCAGGUAACUCGGCCUCACACUGACGAUCACGUGACCUUGUUUAAUGACCUUCACUUCCUUAUGGUGUCGCUGGGAGCUAAAGAGACUGGGACUAGUCGGCGUCUGCUGGAGGGCCUUCAGGAAUUGGCGAAGGAGCCAGGAGACAAUCAGCAGCAUCAGCUGGCCGGGACUAUAGGGAUACCAAUGUGCCAGGCUAUGCUGGAGUACAACCAGGGUAACUACGGUCAAACUGUGGAGCUACUAUACCCUUUACGCUAUCGCAUGGUAGACAUAGGUGGCAGUGAUGCACAGAGGGAUCUGUUUAAUCAGCUGCUUAUUCAUGCGGCGAUGAAAUCGGAGAAUAAGCACCACCAGAAGCUGGGAAGAUGUCUUCUGGCAGAGCGCGAUGCCGUGAGGCCAAACUCCCCUCUGACCCGUCGUCUGAUGCAGAAAGCUCUCGCACUUCAGGACUAG
Messenger RNA from Neolamprologus brichardi, 1500 nucleotides. The record is from RefSeq and is a predicted model, not a curated record. Lineage: Eukaryota; Metazoa; Chordata; Actinopteri; Cichliformes; Cichlidae.